AUGGCCCCUGCCAGCCGGGCUGUUGUUGUGGUAGUGCUCUCACUGCUCUACCUGUGUCGGGCAAUCUUCUCCUCCGAGUAUUUCUCCACUCUGACUUUGUUCAACAAUGAGCUCCACAAGCAGGGAUGCAGCUCGCUGUCCGAGUGGGAAGAGUACGCGGCUGACUGCGAGUCCUCAAUUUUACAGUUGGAGGACCCAGACUGUGAGGAGGGAAGCAACCCGCCCUGCGAGUCAGUCUUCUCACUUAACGCAGAGAAGAUCCUGAACCAGGCCAAGUUGUUUAUAGAGCAGAAAAAAAUCCCUUUCCCUGUAGAUAACCACAACACAAACGAAGAACUUGCUAUAGGCUACGUUCUGAUAGGCAACGGCCUUUAUGAUGAAGCCAUCAAGCACUUCUCACUCUUAUUACAGGGCGACCCAGAGCUGGUCAGCGCCAUCUAUGGGAGAGGGAUAGCUUAUGGAAAGAAAAGUCUACAGGACAUAAAGAAUGCUGACUUGGCGUUGUAUGAGCUCAACAGAGUCAUCACCCUGGAGCCUAACUGGCCAGAGGUCUACGAGCAGAGAGCAGAGAUCCUGUCUCCUCUGGGUCGUAUCAGUGAAGCCCUGAGCGAUCUGACCAAAGCCAUCCAGCUGCAGCCCUCAGCCCGUCUCUACAGACACAGAGGAACACUGCUCUUCAUUUCAGAGGACUAUGUGGCAGCUAUGGAAGACUUCCAACAGUCUUUAGAGCUGAAGAAGAAUCAGCCUAUCGCCAUGCUGUAUAAAGGCCUCACCUUCUUCCACAGAGGCAUGCUCAAGGAAGCCAUUGAGACAUUUAAAGAAGCACUGAAGUUGAAAUCUGACUUUAUAGAUGCCUAUAAAAGCCUUGGACAGGCCUACAGAGAGCUGGGUGAUUUUGAGUCAGCGAUGGAGAGCUUCCAGAAAGCCCUCAUGUUGAAUCAGAACCACAUCCAGUCUCUUCAGCUGCGGGGCAUGAUGCUGUACCACCACGGCUCACUGCAGGAGGCCAUAGGCAACUUCAAGAGAUGUCUUCAGUUGGAGCCCUACAACGAGGUGUGCCAGUACAUGAAGGGGCUGAGUCACGUGGCGAUGGGCCAGUUUUAUGAGGGCAUCAAAGCUCAGACUAAAGUCAUGUUGAACGACCCGCUGCUGGGACAGAAGGCCAGCUCUGAAUACCUCAAAGUGAAAUACCUCAGAGAGUACUCUCGCUACCUGCACUCCCACCUCGACAUCCCAGUAGCAGAGUACAACGUGGAUCAGGACUUACCGGGGAACUUUAAGAACCACUGGGCCAAGAACCUGCCUUUUCUAAUAGAAGACUAUGAAGAACAGCCAGGCCUGCAGCCACAUAUUAAAGAUGUGCUGCCGCAGAACUUCGACAGCUACAGCAGUGAAGUCCAGAAGCUGAUCUGCACAGCCGACCACCUGGGGGCGCUAAUGCAAUACGACACUCCUGGUUUCUUACCAAAUAGGAGAAUACACAGAGCCAUGGGCUUAGCAACCCUGGAGGUGAUGCAGGCAAUGCAUCGAACGUGGAGCAACUCCAAAGUCAGAGUCAACGGCAAGACCAGGCAAAUGCAGUGGAGAGACAUGUUCGACAUAGCCGUUAAAUGGAGAAGGAUCGCGGAUCCAGACCAGCCAGUCCUGUGGUUAGACCAGAUGCCCGCCAGGAGUCUCAGUCGGGGCUUCAACAAUCACAUCAAUCUCAUCAGGGGACAGAUUAUCAACAUCAGAUACCUGGCCUACUUUGACAACAUCCUCGACUUCAUCAAAGACAGAAUACUGGUGUACCACGGGGCGUACAACCCCAGAGGACUCUUAGAGGUCCGACAGGCCCUUGAAAAUGUGAAUAAAGUAGAAGACCUGCUUCCUAUAAUGAAGCAGUUCAAUAGUAAAACCAGAGAUGGCUUCACGGUCAACUCCAAGGUGCCGAGCGUGAAGGAUCAUGGGAAAGAGUAUGACGGUUUUACCAUCACCAUCACUGGAGACAGGGUGGGCAACAUGUUAUUCUCAGUAGAGACGCAGACGACAGAAGAGCGGACGCAGCAGUACCAGUCAGAGAUAGAGUCCAUCUAUAAAGACCUCACCGCCAAAGGGAAGGCGUUAAUGCUGUCUACAGAACUAGGGGAUGCAGACGCUGUGUGUAAUCUGAUCCUCUCCUUGGUUUAUUACUUCUGCAACCUCAUGCCCCUCUCCAGAGGAUCCAGUGUGGUGGCCUACUCAGUCGUGAUGGGGGCACUGAUGGCCAGUGGCAAAGAGGUCAUUGGCAGGAUCCCGAAAGGAAAGCUGGUGGAUUUCGAGGCCAUGACCACACCCAGUCCAGACAGCUUCAGUAAAACAGCGAAGAACUGGAUGAAUCUCAAGAGUUUACCAGGUUGGUACCAGAGUCUUCCGUCUGUAGCAGAGACCUUCCCGUCCACCAGAACAAUGAUCGAGGUUCUCAACACAGACUCGUCUUCACACUGUCCAAAGAAGUCCUAACACAACUUCUACACAGGAGAGAAGCGUAUUUGAUAGUCUUAAUAAUGGAGCUCGUACACUGGACAGAACAAAGGGAAUGUCUUCUUCUGCAGCCCAAACUAAACUGAGCUCAGUUCUCCAAAAGCAUCUUAGCUUUCAUGGUAAUUGGUUAAAUUUUAAAUUCAUAGUGUUAUUGACACAUUUGGGAAGAAGAUUGGUCCUGGAUAGAACUGAGCUGAUAUUAAUACAAAUUCAAAACAUUUCAAAGAGACUUUUCCUCGAUGAAGGGUCGAGAAUUAUUUGAUCAGUUAAUCUUAUUUUGGUAUUGAAUCAUCCUCAAAGCCUGUUCUGCUCUCUGUCAUCCUCCCUCACACAUGACUCAUAGUUUGAGUUCUUACACCACUCAUACUGGUGGCUUAUGAAUACAUUAUGUCACAAAACCUGAAAUUAGACAUCACAACAAAAGACAAACAGAGCAGCCAUCAAUGGGACACCUGUGAAUUGUCGAGUUAGACUUUCAAACAAAUUUGAUCACUUUAGACUCGACAAAAUCAAAACGACUUGGAAUUUGACUUGGACUUUAACACCAAUGACUCAUGACUUCACUUGGAAUUGAGCUUUUUCACUUGAAAAUAGUUGAUACCUUCCUGCAAGCCCAAAGAAUAAAAAGUGCACCAUGAAAUAAAUUCAUUUUCCAUCAUUUCCUGAAUCAGUUAGGCCUAACAUAACAUAACCUAUUAAUCCCCAGCAAGUCAACACUUAAUUCCCCAAAUGAUCCGCUUUGCUUGAACCAAUCCCACUGCAUCCAGUCAGGUUGUAGGAGAAAACCAAUAAGAACUAACUUUACAUUUCUGACUGCCAGUUGGAAAAAAAAGAUUCCAAAGAAAAAUUCAUUUACGUACAAAAACUGUGCUGUCGUCGACAUAAUCUGAAAGUUAAAUUACAGUUGGAGGUGCAACAACUUCCAAUAAGUCUGUUUUAACAAUAAAUACAAAAUUUGGAAAGCAUUUAAUUUAAUAUGUCAUUACUCUUUUUGGAUUACAUUCGGUGAAAAGUGCAUUGUGACUUGUUUAGGUCUCCAAACUCAAGGUUUAAGACUUGGGACUUGAACCAGGACUUGCCAGUCUUGAUUUGGGACCCAACUCGGGACUUGAGACCUACUUGUGACUUGCGCAAGCAAUGACUUAGUCCCACCUCUGAUUGUUAGACUGCAAUAUUUGGCUCCUGGGAUCCAGUUCAACACUUGGUGUACCCGCAACUGGCAACAUCCAGGCCUACAUUUUUUAUUACCACUUCUUAAUUAUUUUAAAACAAUAUAUGACACAUUUGGUCAAAUUGUAUAAAUUUUUAAAGCUCAAUAUUGUAUCAAACGUUUGUUCAGGUACAAAACACACUGACAUUAUGGUGCUUGUGACAACACAUCUUUCAAUCAGUCCUAAUAUUUCCACACUCCAGCUGUUGGGGAGAACGGCAGAGAACAUUGGUGUCACAGUUUGGGAUGCAGAAGCGAUUCUGUCCACCCUCUCUUUUUCUCUGCUUUAUAGGCCAGCUGAAGCACACAGUGCCUCUCAUGAACCAUCAGCAUGAACAAUUUUAUGUUGCUUAGUCUGUCAUGGUUAAAUCUCAGCUUUAGAUUACCUUGAACUUUAAAUUGGAUGUUACGUUUAGUUUGUAAUUGGCACUUUAGAACUUAAUUUGAACCACUGAGCACACAUACACGCACUCAGAGUCCAGCCUAUCAGCAGAGAAGGAGUUCUGGGAUUUAAAAAGAAAAUUCUAAAUCCAAAACCUUCAGGGCUAUUGAAUUCCACUCGGGAUACUUGAAGCAGUCUCUUUUGUUUAGUUUUCUCGACACUUGCAGGAGUGUCACUUCUCUUAUCGGGUGUUGAACCCCGCUUUCUUUUAUCGUGACCAAUAACGGGUUGGUGUUAAGAUGGGUUGGCUGCUGAACUAGUGUGAGAGCAACAGUCAGAGAUUUUUAGAGAAUUGUCAGUGAGGUGCUGGUUGCUUUUUGUGACAGUAAGUCCUCAAAGAUUUGUCAGUUAAUCAUUAGUUGACCAUCAGAAAACAUAGAUUAUUUAUUUAAUGACUAAUCAAGCAAAAAUAUCAAACAUGCUGUUGUUCUGAGUUUUAUGUCAUUAUACUAAAUUAAAUAAAUUUGGGUUUUUGGCUGUUUUUAGGACAAUGACAACUCGAAGACAUCCUCUUGGACUGUGGGGCAUUUUCUUAUAUUUUUGGAAGUAGUUUGUUGCUUCAUAGUUUUCUUUACAUUUUCAGUUUGACACCACUGAGAAACAAGAAAAUAUCAGAUCAUCAGUGCAAAAUCAAUAUUCUUAUACGACGAUAUGAAACAGUUAUUUUGGGCUAAGAAUUAAAAAAAAAGGAUACAGUAAAUCCCCGAAGAAUUCAUUCAAGUCUAUAAAAACUGGAAAAGGAGCAAUGGCCAACAUUUUUUUCUUAUUCCUAAGGCUGAUCGAUUAAUCCCUCCAUUUUUCAAUUAAUAAUUUGUAAUAGAAAUGAUUAGUUGCAGCCCUAGCUUCAUGUCUACCUAGCUAUGUACUGUGGCAGAAAGACUUAACAAAUAAGGGUAAUAUGCUGCACUCAGUUGUAAACCAAUCAAAAUAUUUGUUAUAAACGUAAACUUUGGCAAGAAAACCCCCACGUUGCGUUCAUAAAAUGAAGUGGUUUUGAGCAAACACUGCUUCGUUUUUAGAUGCCUAAAGAAGGCCUGCCUAAAAAAUCAGUAUCAGUUAGAGUGGAUGCUCUAUUAAGAAUAUUUUAACUGCUCUACCUUGCUGUCAGACAGCCCUGUACAACAGGGAACUGAUGCCGUUAUCGCAAAGCCACCAGACUCCAUUGACAAAAACAGUAAUUUUACUGUUACUGAACACUGAAGUUGCUGGUCUGCCGCUGCCUUGAUCAGUCAGUGUGCAAGGUGAAGCAGAGAAAGUAUUCCAAAUAUAGCGUACACUUGAACUGAUUGACUUUUCUAGGUGGCUAAAAUAUGUUUUGCUUUGGCCCCCGUCCACACAGUACUUCAUAAAAUGAGCACCAAAGAAUCCAUUAAACAUUUAAACAUUACAGUUAAGGCUGAAAAUGACAACAGAAAUAAACAAGUUGGCUGAUUUAACAUAUCUCCACAACUCAAAUCAGUUGCCAAUUGUCUACCUAGAAGCGAUUGUCGUUAGCGCGACAUCACGAUGAGUCAGGCCGUAUCUCUCACAUUGAAAUAAAUAAAGAGUAAAUGCAGCCUGUUGUUUAUAGCAGUGGGAAGUUCUCCACAAGCAUCUUAGCUUUAAUGGUAGUGGUUUGCAUUUUAAAUUCAUAGUGGCACUUGACGAAUUAGGGAAGCAGGCGGUGACUCUUCCUCUUGGUCUUGAAGAGAACUGAGAACUUUCCUCUAUAAAGUGGUGAGAAUUAUUUGGUUUCAAAAAGCCACAAUUCAUCUUAUUUUGGUAUCAAAUUAUCUCUCAAACCCGGCUCUGUUCUCCGACAUCCUCCCUCACACGACUGUUAGAUUGAGUAAUUAACCCAGUUAUACAGGAAGCUCAUAAAUGUAUUGUUACGUCGCCCACGUCAUCACAAACCCUAUCUUAAUAGGUGCCCUAUAAUUAUGAUAAUUAUAAGAAGAUCUAACAUUUUGUCAUGUACUCAAUAGAUAUUUGUCUCCAAAUUUGGCCACAGAUAUAAAACCUGAAUGUUUUCUGACAUCUCUGACUGUUGGGUCUCGUAGAGGAGUAAUUAUAGUUAUGGGUAAAAGCACACCACAUACUGUUAUCGUCUUUGCUAUCAUUCCUUUAGCUUGCAUCGGAUGCCAGUUGGAUUUUCUUAUGAUCUCAUGGGUUAAAUUUGCUUGUAUGAGCCGUUCUUUGAGACACCUGAGAGCAAUAGUUUGAGAGAGAGAGCUCAUAUAUCUCCAAAUGUCUUAAUCAUCAGUUUUUUUCCCCUGGUCCAGACAUAUGUGACCAAGUUAACUUUGCAUAGCCUCAUCUCUGUCUUGUCAAGAUCACAGUUUAUCUGGGGAAAACCUGGUCCAGAAAAAAAGUGGAUGAAAAGGUUUCGGAAAUCUUCAUUGAGACAUUUAAUUGGCUUUAAAUUUUAAAAUCUCUUGUUUGGUUUUCUGUUGUGUCCAUUUAUUAAUUUAAAAGAAUGAGUCUGUUUCAUGGAAACUGAACACACACAGAUACAGAUCAUAAAACUGAAGCUGUUGGGGUGAUAUGUGAGGGGAAAUGAUUUACUCUGAAUGGAAGUGAUGUUUACAACCUUAAGAAACAAAAGAACUUCAGCGAUAUUGAGGCUAAACUAGCGUGUAUGCAGCUGCUGCCUAAUUUUUAAAGACUCACCAACGUUGGUUUAAGCACAAGGAGGAAACAAUUUCAGCAGAUAAAGGUAUUUAGUCUUAUGAACAAACUUUUUCUCUUUAAUUUCAAUGUCAAUUUGUAAUUGAAUGUCCAGUUUCUUUAUUUUGUCAUUUAAUAAGAUCCACAAAGUCAGAACAAAUCGAUCUUCUCAGCGGCAUAUCUAAUUUAUUUCCUGCCUUAGUCUGCUUUGUGUCACUUUUUAUUUUCCAUAUCAAUGAUUGUGCUGACUGGUCGUCAUUUUCUUUCUGUUGUUUUGCACUGGGUGACCCAGUCAUUAAGUGCUACGGUGGGCUCUUAAAGCCUGAAACUUGAAGGAGGGGAGGUUUUUUUUAUUGAAUGAGUGAAUGAAUGUUCAGCAGUCAAUAAAACUGGUUGACAAUUUUAA
This is a messenger RNA of Epinephelus lanceolatus (giant grouper), 7206 nucleotides long. RefSeq names its product tetratricopeptide repeat domain 13 (gene ttc13). Gene Ontology annotation, molecular function: protein binding. The record is from RefSeq and is a predicted model, not a curated record. NCBI's taxonomy places the organism in Eukaryota, Metazoa, Chordata, Actinopteri, Perciformes, Serranidae.